CAAAAUUCCUCAAUUAACUUACCACCUUCCUUCCAACCAAACGUCGCGUCACUUUCUCCGUCCAUUUCGGUUCAGUGCCAACGCAACAGCAACUCCGGCCGGUGGACUUGCUCUCUCUGGCGAAAAUUAAACGCACAUGGUGCUCCAACGUUCAGUUGAAGGACCUGUAUCUUGCUCCCUGAAUCGUAAAAAUGAAGAUGUAGCAUGGGAAUGGAUCCCUGAGAGCGAAGCGUGGAAGCCUUGUUCACAACCCGAAGACGGUGCUGAAGAUGAUAAUGCAGAUCCCUCAUCCCAUUGCAGUUCCUUUUUGUUUUCCGGAUCAAAUGUCCAGUACAAGCGGAGAAGAAUUCGAAGGAACUCAUUAAUUCUUUUUACUGAAGCUGCGUGUGAGGAUGAGGUUGAGCUCGAUAGUGAUUCUCAGCAGGAAAGGAGUGCUAGUGGUUCUAGUAGUAAGAGGGUUCAAGGUUCAGUAAUAGGUGCUGAAAUAGGCAAGGAUGAUCUUCGGCUUCUUGAUGAAUCUGGUGGCCCUGAACUGCGGUCAAGAGAAUGUGACAAAGAGCAUAUUUCGUGCGGCACUUCUUUGACAAGAACUACCGGUGAUGUGAAGUGCUGGAUUUCUGACCCAGAGGAGUCAGAACAAGAUCUCCAGAUUAAAGAAAUCUGCAUUUCUGUUCUUAAGCAUCAUGGAAUUCCUCUCGGAAAUGGUCCCAAAAGCAAGCCUGCUUUUGAUCCUGCAAGUGAAAACGCAUAUCAGUCAUGCGAGGCAUGUGGCGUGUUGGACAGUAUUGUGAAUAUGAUAAUAUGUGAUGAUUGUGAGGAGGCAUUUCAUUUGUCUUGCAGUGGUACUAACCAAAAGACAUUGGAGGACGCUGACGAAUGGUAUUGUAAAGCUUGCUUGAAAUUGAAAGGCAAAGAUGCAAAGGGACCUCUUCAUGUUAAAUCACGAGGCAUGAAAGGUUGGAGUUUGGGUCCUAACCAGAAAUUAGGUCGAAUAGCACGUAUGUUGAAGUAUCCUGAUUCACAUGUGUCCCUGGUGAGGAUUGGUGACCCCUUUCAGGCAACAGUGCCUGAAUGGCGUGGUAAAAAUACUGAUUUGGUAUUUAGGGGUUCUGACUGCAUUGGCGAACCAAUUGAAAUGGAUCCACUUGAGACUCUGGGAUUACAUGGGUGUGCUAAAGAUAAUAUCUUAAAACCCAGCUCCAUGAGCAACUGGCUGCAAUGUCGAGAGGUCCUUGAUGAUCAACCCAAAGAACGGGGCUACGAAAGAGUAUGUGGGAAGUGGCGCAGGGCACCACUCUCUGCAGUCCAAAGUGAUGAUUGGGAAUGUUCUUGUGCUCUUCCUUGGGAUCCAUUUCAUGCAGAUUGCAAUGUACCACAGGAGUUGGAAUCCGAGAAAGUACUAGUGCAACUGAAAUACAUUGAGCAGUUGAAAUGUCGUCUUGCUGCUAAGAAGAGAAAAUGAACUCAAACUGGACAAAUAAAAAAAUCCAUUUCAAAUUGCUGCAUGGAGUUUCUCAGUUCAAUGGAACGCUAUAUACAGGCUUGCUAAGUUUGGCAUCACGAAUCAAGACCGCUACGAUUCUCAUCUAGUCAUCAGAGUACACGGAAAAUUUGAAUCACUUAACACACAACGUAUACAUGGUUUUGCUUGUUCUUCCUCCAAUGUAAAUUUGCAAAGCGUUCUUUCCAUUCAUUCAAGAUAAUCUCCUGCCUAAAUGA
Molecule: messenger RNA, 1719 nt
Organism: Linum tenue
Lineage: Eukaryota; Viridiplantae; Streptophyta; Magnoliopsida; Malpighiales; Linaceae
Source: the annotation of a GenBank genome assembly